Messenger RNA from Poecilia reticulata (guppy), 4534 nucleotides. It is a transcript of the gene lpl2a, whose product is annotated as lipoprotein lipase 2 a. Gene Ontology annotation, biological process: very-low-density lipoprotein particle remodeling; lipid catabolic process. Gene Ontology annotation, molecular function: apolipoprotein binding; lipoprotein lipase activity. NCBI's taxonomy places the organism in Eukaryota, Metazoa, Chordata, Actinopteri, Cyprinodontiformes, Poeciliidae. The record is from RefSeq and is a predicted model, not a curated record.
UAAUCUUGCUGCAGUAAACAGCCAGUCACAUGAAGGCUGUUCCCAGCAUAUAGACGUAAUCAUGAGAACUUUUAUGUUCAGCUGACCUUCGUAACAAUAAUUGUGGGACCUCAACCAUCACCUCAUUGGCCUCCUGCCCAGCUUGUCUUGCAUCCGCUGCCAGAAUUCUGGGAAACGAAAUUAGCAGCAGUGAAUUAAAGUGCAUCCACUCAUCUGUGAGCAUGUUGUCUUUCAACAGCAUGCAACUGCAUUUAGCCUUGAGUAAAAUGCUUUCUGCAGUAGAUCAAUGGUCUCAGGUUGUAAGCUGAUGCAAACAGCUGUUUUUGAAUCUUAUUCACGUCAAUCAGCCUGGACUCUAAAUAAAAUGAAAUGUAUUUGAAAUGUGGAUGAGAUGGGACCUUUAUCUAAUACUGAUCAAAGCAAUUCAUACAAUCAGGUGAAUUAUUUCAGAACAAAACAUUCAGAGUAGAAACAAUAAUCAGCUUGCUAGUUUGGAUUAAAAUGCAUCAUAAAAACAACUUUUACACUGGAUGUUUGUUGCUGUUGUUGUGAUUUUUCCCUCAUUUUCUCUCAAAGAAUGUGUGCGGAGGACAAGUUGUACGAAAACCUUCAAACUGUCUAUUAUGCGAACAAACUGAGCUUUAAACUGGAAAAUAUGAAAAAGUUGAAUCCCUAACAUCUUGUGAUUAUCGGCAGAUAACAGUUAGGAAAUGAGAGAAUGUGUUUGAUUUAUCAUAGCUAUUAUUCGGGGGGGGAUAUGAGGAUGAUUUGAGGAACCAGGGAGACAAGCGGGGAGUGUGGAUGAUCUCUAUUAUCGCAUGUUGUCCCCUGCCAGAUGCCGCCCUGGAUGGUUGCCCAUAUCAGAAACUGUCAUUGUCAGGAAGUGACAGAUAAAAGCGAAUAAGGAGGAUUUGACUUGAUACCAGGAUUUUUCUGUUGUCCAGACUCACCAGCAACAAACUGACUUACAUUGAGAAAUCAGAUUGAUGACAUGCAUUUGUAUUGAGUCAUCUGGAUUAUGUAACACUGAGUCCCUAGAACAGAUGCUUCAGAGAGCUUUGUUUGUCCAAACGGAUGAAGACAUUCAGUCUGGAAGAGGGAUACUAACUAUGUUGUUCCCAACAGGCAGGUAGUGUUGCAUCGUCUGUUUCUCUCUAGAAAAUGUGCGUUUGUGACGGUUGCCAUAAUUUUUAGUUGACACUUUAUUAAAUAUUUGACAUUUCAAUCUUCAAAAUAUACAAGCAAUUUACAGAAGUGAACGUCUGAAAGGUUUUAAAAUUGAAACAAUGUUUUGAUAUAACUCCGUUGUAUUCCUGAAACAUGACCCAAUGUGAUAUAUUUUAAGCCUUUUUUUUUGAUAAAGGAGACCAAACUUUUCUUUAAGUUAAUCCUACAAAAGUAAGGUUGUUGUUUCUGUAAAUAAAUUGUGCAGUUUCUGUGUAAUGUGCACGGCUCAGUGUUUAUCUAAUUUACAUGUGAAACUGCAAAUGAGCAUAGUUAGUGAACAAUCCCGAAAAGAAAUGAAUUCGUCACACCUGGCCUGUUUUGUUGCUGAAUGUAACUUAAAACCUUGACUAGCAGCGGUGCUCAGCUGCUUUUCAUGAAGCUACUGUCUUCCACGCUAACUCUUCCCAUGACGCAGCCCAAUCAUUUACCUCCCGCCCGGAGGUCCGCAGCCAAUGACGAGGCAGAAGUUCACAAGCGCUAUUUAAGACGCUUUCAGUCCAAUGUGGCUCAGAUAACGGCGCUGUACGCCCACCAAGGCGGAAACUGUAGUCUGUACAACCAGCGGCGGCGUGGGACUCACAUUAAUUAGAGGUUUUCUCUCAAAGGAUUUCUGGCUGUAAGAGAUGAGAGCCUGGCAACUUUGGUUUCUGUGCUUCGUGGUGUUGAAUGCGGAUGCGCAAAAAGGGACUUCCCUGGAAGAAGAUCUCACUGAUUCUGCAUUUGGCAACUUCCUUGACCCUGUGAAAGAUUUGUUUGACGAGGAUGAACAUCACUCGGCUAUCGCAAAAUUCUCCCUGCGUAACCCAUCCCAUCCCGACGACGACCUCUGCUACAUUGUUCCCGGAAAACCAGAGACCCUGGCAGCCUGCGGUUUCAACAGCGCAUCCAAAACCUUCCUGGUGAUCCACGGAUGGACGCUGAGCGGUAUGUUUGAAAGCUGGAUGCCGAAGUUGGUGUCUGCGCUGUACGAGAGGGAGCGGACGGCCAACGUUGUUGUGGUGGACUGGCUGAGCUCGGCUCAGAACCACUAUGUGGUCGCGGUUCAGAAAACCAAAUCGGUGGGAAGAGAAAUCGCACGCUUCAUUGACUGGAUCGAGGAAACCACCAACAUGCCUCUUGACAAGCUCCACCUGAUCGGCUACAGCCUUGGGGCUCAUGUGGCUGGAUUUGCUGGCAGUCAUGCCAGCAACAAAGUUGGACGGAUUACUGGUCUGGAUCCAGCUGGACCUGACUUUGAGGGCAAACACGCCCAGAGGCGCCUCUCUCCAGAUGACGCCCACUUUGUGGACGUCCUCCACACCUUCACUCAGGGUUCGCUGGGUCUCAGCAUCGGGAUACAGCAACCCAUUGGCCAUGUGGACAUCUACCCCAACGGGGGCAGCUUCCAGCCGGGCUGCAACAUGAGGGGCGCCUUGGAGAAAAUCGCUAACUUUGGGAUAUUUGCCAUCAAUGAUGCGGUGAAGUGCGAACACGAGCGCUCCAUCCAUCUUUUCAUUGACUCGCUGCUGAACGAGCGGGAGCCUGCCAAGGCCUACCAGUGUGGCAGCAACGACAUGUUCGACCGCGGCAUGUGUCUGAGCUGUCGCAAGGGCCGCUGCAACACUGUCGGCUACAGCACAAGCCAGAUCCGCAGGCCACACGGCGUUCAGAUGUACACCAAGACACGAGCUUCCAUGCCUUUCAGAGUUUACCAUUACCAGCUGAAGAUCCACUUCUCCAGUAAGGUGAACACGUCAGAGAUGGAGCCGUCUCUCACCGUCUCUCUGUACGGAACCAAAGGAGAGGCUGAAAACCUGGAGCUCCAGCUGAAGGAAAGACUUGAGACAAACAGGACACAUUCGUUUCUUCUGGUCACUGAGACGGAUAUCGGCGACCUGCUGAUGUUGAAGUUUAAGUGGAUGGAGACAAACAGCUGGUCGGUGUCCAACCUGUUAAAGAUGGUUUCCUCUUGGUGGUCUGGGAACGCCGACGGUGUGGAGGUUCACAAAAUCCGUAUCAAAAGUGGCGAAACGCAACAAAAGAUGGUUUUCUGUUUGAACGACCCCGACGCCCACAGCUCACACUUGGUCACAUUUGUUAAAUGUAAAGGUGAACGGAGAACAAAACGUAAACCAGUUUCAAAGAGAGUGACUCUGAAGAAUGACUGACAAUAAGGAAAAUAUGUUUAAAAUUUUACCAAUAAGGACAUAAUUUAUACACUAUUUGUAUCUUUCAGACAUAAAAACAUCCUUGUACAUGUCGACUAAUUCAUGUAAAUGCUGUAAAAUAUCUUGCAAAAAGCUUUUUUUUUUUUUAAAAGAAAUAAAGUAAGUUAUUUAUGAUACUCUUUCACCUUGAUGCACAGCAGUGGUAGAAUUUUAAUUAGAAACAUUUCUUUAUUGUUCAGGCCUGACUGAUAUCUUUGUUUUAGAAAACAAUUGGGAAAGACUCGCAGUGGCUGAUAAAACCUAAUCAAUGUGGAUGUUUAUAUUUCCAAGCACUUAGAGGUUAUUUUUAUGGGUUGUAGACGGAUGGAAAAACAUGGUUGUUUGGUGUAAAGAGGGUAAAGGUUGUAAGUUUUCAAAUGGAAAACUGACUGAAUUUACCAGGCUGGAUCUGCAGGUAGUAAUGUCAUAAAAUAUAUAGAUGCAAAAACCAUUAAAAAAAAAAAACAGACUCCUGCCUCUAAAGAAAAGGGGAAAUACAAUCAUGUUUUUAUUUAAAUUUUUUCUGUAGGGUCUUUAUAAAAAUAAAUGUUUUUUUCCUGUAUUUGUUUUGCGCAGACAGUCGGUCAAAUUGAGCAUUUACCACUUCUUAGUGUAAAACUCUCGCCACAUAUUUUCUCAGUUUAUCCGCCUCUGUGUGCAAUAAAGUCGUCAUUUCGAAUUAUGACUUUUACUGAAGCAACCAAAGCUGCUGUUUUGUGUUGUAGUUUGUGCUGCUACUGUAUAGCUCUGUUGUGACUCAAAGAUGUGGCAUACUGAUAAUAUCUAUAUAUUUCAUAAGCAUGUGAUGCUAGUUUGAGUAUUUUCUGUGUUCUUUGGUUCCUUUUCAUUCAUUCAACUAAAUGUGAUCCUCAGCUCUACAGAGAUCGGUACUGUUAUCAUUGUGACUUUAUAUUACAUGUUGUACAUUUGCACAAAUGGAGAAUAUCUUCAUGUACUGUAAAUCUAUCUAAAUACCACAACAAAAAUAUUUUCAUUAAGAACCACCGUCUUAUAUUCUUGUCAUUAAAUGAAUGUUUUUCUAUCAUUUUUGUACAUAUUUGUAAAGGAGUCAAACACUGUACUGUAUAAAUUCUUUAAUAAACAAUAUUUGCCAAAGGUAA